AUGGACUUGUCAACAACCCCGGAGCGGCGGAGGCAUGCCGCCGCCUGGGCGGGGAAGUGGGCGGCCGUUUCCGCAGCAGGCACGUGCAGGGUGGAAGAGGUCGGGAAGCAGCAGCUGAUACGGAUGACGGGGCUGCCGGCGCGUGACCUCCGAGCGCUUGACCCGGCGAUGCCGUACGAGGCGCCCAGCGUCGCGGGCCGGGACCGCGCCAUCGUCGUCAGCCCGGAGAGCGUCCGCGCCGUCAUCACCGCCUCCGAGGUGCUCGUACCGAUCCAGCAGGACCCAGCUGCUGUGCCGCUCAUCCGGGAGCUCCGCCCGCGUCUGGGUUCCACCGCCGCGACGGCCUCGUCCUCGCCACAGCAGCUCUCUUCAACGGGUGGUGGCGGCGGGCAGGAUGGGCAUGAAUUUGGAAGCGGCAAGAUUCUGCCGUUUGAGUUCAGAGCACUCGAGGUGUGCCUCGAGCUUGCGUUCAAGUUCUGGGAACAGGAGUAA
Miscanthus lutarioriparius is the source of this 492-nucleotide messenger RNA. The record is from the annotation of a GenBank genome assembly. Lineage: Eukaryota; Viridiplantae; Streptophyta; Magnoliopsida; Poales; Poaceae.